Messenger RNA from Uranotaenia lowii, 638 nucleotides. RefSeq lists its product as uncharacterized. Lineage: Eukaryota; Metazoa; Arthropoda; Insecta; Diptera; Culicidae. The record is from RefSeq and is a predicted model, not a curated record. The coding region runs from base 133 to 600 and encodes 155 amino acids. The transcript is spliced from 2 exons.
UGUGUAGGUUGUAGGUGCAAUCAGAAUUUGCAUCUCGUAUAAAAUGAUCAACUUUUGCCACCGAUCGAUUCAGUAACGAACGUUUGCUUGCAUCCAAAAGUAAGAUUUCCGCAUCCUAGAAAACCGUGCAGUAUGAACAAAUUUGUGAUCCUUACCCUGUGCGUUGUUCUGGCCGUUGGUUUCGCUAAACCGUCCGGCGGAUACGGUGGCGGUGGCGGCGGCGGUGGUGGUGGAUAUGGAGGCGGUCAUGGUGGUGGAAACCAAGGCGGAGGUGGUGGUGGAAAAUAUGGCGGAUCCGGUGGUCACAUCAGCAGCGGGGGAGCGCACGGAGGGGGAACCGCAUCCGAACUAGCUCUGGCUACUCCCGUGGGAGGUCACAUUGGAAGCCAACAGCACGGAUCCAGCAGCGGCACAAUUCACAAGCAACCUCUGCUCGGACAGGGCGGACACGGACAGCUGGGCUACGGACAGGGUCAAGGUCAGGGCCAGGGACAUGGUCAUGGUGGUCAUGGUCAUGGAGGCCAUGGGGGUGGUGGUGGUGGUGGUCAAGGACACAUUCACAACCAGGGCCAGGGAGGUUAUAAGAAACACGGAUAUUAAUAUUAUGAUUUGAAACAUUAAUAAACAUAAAAAAUCGA